This is a messenger RNA of Capsicum annuum, 1386 nucleotides long. Its product is annotated as acyl-CoA--sterol O-acyltransferase 1. Lineage: Eukaryota; Viridiplantae; Streptophyta; Magnoliopsida; Solanales; Solanaceae. The transcript has a single exon. The coding region runs from base 285 to 1337 and encodes 350 amino acids. Gene Ontology annotation, biological process: lipid metabolic process. The record is from RefSeq and is a predicted model, not a curated record.
UCUUAUAAAUACUAGUGAUAUCAAAUCUCCUUCAUCAUGUGCAAUACAUAUGUCUUGAUAAUAAAAUAUACAUUUGAUGAGGACCAAUUUAAUUAUGGGACCCUCUAGCCUAACCCCCCACCCCACUCUCUCCUCCCUACCCCAAAAACAAAAAACCCCAACCCCACUUCAUAUCAUCAUAUGCGCCCUAGGUCCAUCAUCAUUAUAUGCUUGCUUUUUCUAUAACAAAAAUUAUAUAUAUAAUAAUCACUUAAUUAAAGCCAUUUUUCCAAGAAGAAGAAGAAAUGGAAGGAGAGAUCAACAAUUUCAUAGUGGUAUGGGCUAUUGUCUUAACAAGUUCAUAUUAUUCUCACACAAUUGUCAAAUUAUUUCCCAAUGGCAAAUCAAGAUUUGUGGCUAUUAUUCCAAUAGUUUGUCUAUUUUUCAUUCUUCCUCUUUAUCUUACCUCCACUAAUCUUGGUGGUCUUACUUCUUUCUUCAUUGCAUGGCUAGCCACUUUCAAGAUUAUCCUUUUUGCCUUUGGUAAAGGCCCUUUGUCACCAACACCACCUCUACCACUUUCAACAUUCAUUCUCUUGACUUGUUUGCCUGUAAAGUUACAAAAACAUUCACCUAGCCAUGUUGAAACCAACAAAAAGGCCAAAAAUUCAACUCUCAUUCUUGUUACCAAAAUUGCACUUCUAGCCAUUUUGAUAAGGGUGUAUAGUUAUAAAAACCAUUUACAUCCAAAAAUCAUUCUCUUUUGUUAUUGCCUCCACAUUUACUUUGCUCUAGAAAUCAUAUUGACCAUGAUUAACACUAUGGUUCGAGUUGCGAGCCGAAUCGAGCUUGAGCCUCCUUUUGAUGAGCCAUACAAGACCGGCUCGCUUCAAGAUUUCUGGGGCAGGAGGUGGAAUCUCAUGGUAACCAAUAUACUCCGUCCAACUAUCUACUACCCUAUUCGUUCAGUAUUGGCAAGACAUAUCCCAAAGAACUGGGCCCCACAUCCAGCAGUGCUCGCCACGUUCUUCGUCUCGGGGUUAAUGCAUGAGCUGAUUUUUUACUAUAUUGCAAGAGUGAAACCUAGUUGGGAACUCACAUGGUUUUUCAUCAUUCAUGGAGUUGCUUUGAGUCUUGAAAUUAUGAUUAAGAAAUUGUUAAAUAACAAAUUUUUGGUCCCUAGGUUUAUUUCUGGUCUAUUAGCAUUAGUAUUUAUAAUUUUGACAAGUUUUUGGUUGUGUUUUCCACCAUUAUUGAGGGCUAAGUUAGAUGUUAAAUUAUGUACUGAAUAUAAUGCUUUUUUUCAAUUUGUUAGGUACAGUAAACUGGUUAGUCCUACAAAUAUCACUUGUAUGUAAGACUGGUUAAUUGUUCAUAUUGAAAUAGCACAAUCUCAAAUUGUAGUUG